GUGCACAAACUUUUGCAAUCAGCUAUAACCAGGAAAUACAGCCACUCCUUCCGCGCGUCGGCACACAGCUUGUUUUUAGUGGGUUGUUUUAUGAUUUCUCGACAGAUUUGAAGGUUGUACACCCCCAUCGUGCUUUAAAAAAAAUAUAAAAUUAUUAUUUAAAUGCGUGUAUAAAUGAUCUGUCAGUCAGAAAAUGGCGCCAGGUUUAGAAAGCGACGGGAACAACGAGGACUGGAUGAAAACUUUACCUGAAGAACUGUGGGACAUUCCUCUAACCAACCUUGCUAUACCAGGGAGUCAUGAUGCCAUGAGCUACUGUCUGGAUCUCACCUCUCCACUACUCAGAUCUGAGUCUGACUCCUUUAGACUCCUCGACAGAGUUUUCUACUGUGUUACCCGCCCCAUCAUUUACAAAUGGGCUACUACCCAGGUCAUCAAUAUUGUAGAGCAACUGCAAGCUGGCGUCCGAUACUUUGACCUUCGAAUCGCCCGAAAACAGAACGACACGUCACAUGACCUUUACUUCACUCACGUGAUCUACACCCACGUCACAGUUGGGGACACUCUGAGCACCGUCGCCACGUGGCUCUCGGCACACCCCAAAGAGGUCGUCAUCCUCGCCUGUAGCCAUUUUGAGGGCUUGAGUGAAAAACUGCACGAGGAAUUGAUUUAUUCCUUAAAGAAAAUAUUUGGCUCUAAACUGUGCCCUUCUGAUGCGGAUAUAACCUUACGAGGCUUGUGGUCAUCGGGAUAUCAGGUGGUGCUGUCGUAUGAGGAUCAGACAGCAGUACGUCAUGAGGAGCUGUGGCCCGAAAUCCCGUACUGGUGGGCGAACACGGCCGACGCCGGAGAACUCAUCCAGUAUCUCGAGUCGCAGAAACAUCUCGGUCGUCCAGAAGGCUUCUUUGUCGCAGGCCUGAACUUAACCGCAGACCGAUGCUUCAUCGCUUCCAACCCGCACCUCUCCCUGCGGACCUUAACCAUGGACCAGUGGGAGUGCGUGAGGAGAUGGGUGGAGGAUCAGAAACCCGGAGCUGACCCGACGAGCCUCAACAUCAUUGCAGGAGAUUUUAUAGGGUCGAUUCCACUGUGCUCCAUUAUUAUUGCUCUGAAUAAAACACAGAGGCCCUUAAAGCUGGACGUCUGAACUGUUCUUUUCACUCCACUGUUUUUUUUAAACACACCUGGAACCACGCCCGUGGAUCAGAGAACUGGAGGUACAUCCGUCGGAUCUUUUAUUAAACAGAUUUCUCAUUAACCUUUAAGACGGGACAGGGACAGAAACGGAGACUUGGGUUACUUUUGUACAAUUUUUAUUCACUUUAAAAUAUAUAUAUUUUUAUACAAUACAUUUAACACUGUUGUGUGAUAUCUCAACUGCUUUCCUGAAUAAAUAUUUACCCAGCUA
Molecule: messenger RNA, 1408 nt
Organism: Ictalurus punctatus (channel catfish)
Lineage: Eukaryota; Metazoa; Chordata; Actinopteri; Siluriformes; Ictaluridae
Gene: plcxd1.2
Product: PI-PLC X domain-containing protein 1
Exons: 6
Coding region: 194-1147 (317 amino acids)
Biological process (GO): lipid metabolic process
Molecular function (GO): phosphoric diester hydrolase activity
Source: RefSeq, a predicted model, not a curated record